AUGGCUGACAAGUCUGAUAAACCAACCGCCUCCUUUCCUCUGGCAGGCCUCGCCGACGAUGGCUGGUUCAAAGAUGAUGAAGCGACCGUGACUUGCUUCUGCGGUGCCGUGCAGAUUGCCUUUCCAACGUCGGGGCCCGGCUUUGUCAACACUUUUGUGUGCCACUGCACAGACUGUCGUAAAGUCACAGCCUCCAUGUUUGCGUCCAACUUCACCGUCAAGAAUGACGCUAUAAACUUCAUCCGUGGCCGCGAAACCCUCAAGAGCUUCGGACAGGCCAAGACAGUUGGCACCCACAACACCAUGACCAACUAUUUCUGCUCCACAUGUGGAACUCUUAUGUGGCGCGAGAGCUCUGGUUUCCCCAAUGUCAAGUUUAUGCGCAUCGGGACUGUCGAUGAUUUCCAUUUACAUGAGACCAAACUGCGGCCUCAGGUUGAGCAGUUUGUCGAGUCUCGUGUGGGAUGGCUGGAGCCAAUCGAGGGUGUGAAACAGGUGCAUGGCCAGUCAACGGGGAAGAGAAAUAAAAUAAGAGUAUCUCUUUAA
Molecule: messenger RNA, 546 nt
Organism: Fusarium vanettenii 77-13-4
Lineage: Eukaryota; Fungi; Ascomycota; Sordariomycetes; Hypocreales; Nectriaceae
Exons: 2
Coding region: 1-546 (181 amino acids)
Molecular function (GO): carbon-sulfur lyase activity
Source: RefSeq, a predicted model, not a curated record